This is a messenger RNA of Thunnus maccoyii (southern bluefin tuna), 3665 nucleotides long. Its product is annotated as glucagon-like peptide 2 receptor. The record is from RefSeq and is a predicted model, not a curated record. Gene Ontology annotation, biological process: adenylate cyclase-modulating G protein-coupled receptor signaling pathway; cell surface receptor signaling pathway. Gene Ontology annotation, molecular function: glucagon receptor activity; peptide hormone binding. Lineage: Eukaryota; Metazoa; Chordata; Actinopteri; Scombriformes; Scombridae. The transcript is spliced from 13 exons. Bases 739 to 2358 code for a protein of 539 amino acids. Gene Ontology annotation, cellular component: plasma membrane.
AGUGUGUGUGUGUGUAUGCUCAGUGGCAGUAAGUAGAUUAGAUCAAGACAGUGUGCCCAUUUGUUCCUGUGUGAUCAGUUUUCCUGGACAACAGAGUUAGUCCAGUUAUGUAGCCGGCUCUCCCGGGCCUUAUCUUGAUUGGUUAGGGGAGGACGGGGUGGGAGAGGCGAUCUGUCAGUGAGGAUCCACAGGCCCUUGCUCAGUUGCACUGUGUCUUUAGCGAGCACAGACAGAUCCACCGCCUUCACAGACUCAGAGUACUUCAUGGACAAGAAGAGUGGAACUGUAGAUGAGGACUUCUUCACUUAGGAUAACAUUCUAAAUAAGAUGAAUCAUUAGGUGGUAACUUUUUUUGACAGGUCAAAGAUCAGUUCAUUGAAAGAACCAUAAAGUCGCUUGGAUUUUUGGAAACCUGCUUUAGAAGAUCAAGAACAAUUUUACAUAAUUGUAAAGAAUAUUAGAGAAACUGCAGGCUACCAGCUACGGCAAGCAUCAAAAACUGGAGACACUUUCUCUACCUGCAAAUCAUCCUGCAAAACAGUUCAAUAUACUGAAUAGACCUUCCUGGAGCUACUGUACCCGAGAGGUUCAAAUCAACUGGCGUGGCGAGGCAAGGAGAGCUGUGCUGGGAUAAAGAGAAGAUGAGCGAGAGGCCUGGCGAGUCCAGGGCCAGGUAUGAGACGGCAAACCAGCCGAGAAACUAGAAACCAGCUGCUUUCAAUGUAAACAUACAGCACAAUGCCAUCCCUGCUGCCGACCUGGCACAAGAGGACCUGGGCCACAUCAAGUGACACACCUCUGCUCUUAAUCCUCUUUGUUAUCUUCAACCACCAGGUAACAUGCUCAAAGCUUGAAAGUCUGAUCGCUAAACGGACCGAAUACAAGGAAACCUGCAACAAGAAUCUGACAAGAAGUGAACCCCUAGGAACUGAAAUCUACUGUAAUGGAACAUUUGACAGUUAUGUGUGCUGGCCCCAUUCAUCUCCUGGGAACGUGUCGGUCCCCUGUCCUUCUUACUUACCAUGGAUCAGCGAAAACGACACCAGGAUGGUGCACAGAGAAUGCUUGGAAAAUGGGACAUGGCGAAAGGAGGAGAAUUCUUCAGCGUUCUGGAGGGAUGACUCUGAGUGUAAGGAGGACCGGUUCUUUAAAGAUGAGGAGGAAAUGUAUGAAAUGCGUCGCCAGAGAGCCCUCAGGGUCAUCUCUGUCAUUGGCUAUUCCCUCUCCCUGUUCUCCCUCACGCUGGCCACUCUCCUGAUGGGCAUGUUGAGGAAGCUCCACUGUACCAGGAACUACAUCCACAUGAAUCUCUUUGUGUCGUUCAUCCUGAGAGCCAUAGCUGUCAUUUCUAAGGAAAUCUUCUUACACAUCAUGUAUUCCAACCUACCCAAAGAUGACCCUGGAUGGAACUCUCACUCAAGCUCUGCGACAGCGCUAAUGUGCAAAUUCUCCAGAGUGGCCAUGGAGUACUUUGUGACCUGUAACUACUUCUGGCUCUUGGUGGAGGCCAUUUUCCUUCACACGCUGCUCUUCACCGCUGUGUUGACCAAAAGAUGUCUGCUGAAGAAAUACAUGCUGUUAGGAUGGGGAGCACCUGUCUUGUUUGUGACACCAUGGACAGUGGUAAAGAUUUUAUAUGAAAACAAAGAAUGCUGGCCAAAUGUAAACAUAGGGUUCUGGUGGAUCAUAAAGUGCCCGAUUACUUUAUCAGUGCUGGUAAUUUUCUUUAUAUUCAUCAAGAUUCUGAAGCUGCUGCUGUCCAAGCUGAAAGCAGAUCUGGUGAAAUUUACUGACUACAGAUACAGCUUGGCCAGAGCAACACUGGUACUGAUUCCUCUGCUGGGAAUCCAUGAAGUGGUCUUCACUGUGCUGACAGAUGACUACUGUGUGGAGGGCAGCAGUCGUUAUGCCAGGAACUUCAUCAACCUCACCCUCAGCUCUUUCCACGGCUUCGUGGUUGCUGUGCUGUACUGUUUUGCUAAUGGAGAGGUCCAAACUGAAUUGAAGAAGCACUGGCAGCUUUUCCUGUUCACCCACCACUUCACGGUCAGCAGCUGUUUUCGGGGCAUGGUCUUUAAGCAUCUGUGGAGGCACACUCGGGGGCAAUGCCCACAGUGCUCUCGGCAGUGUGAAUCCUAUGACGUGGGUGGCGCCUCCACAAUGCACCCGCACUUGCUUCAGGUGGCUGUACAUGGUGGAGGUGGAGCAUUUAGAAUUGGAGAGCUUAAAGGUCAGGGGUUGAAGGGCUGUGACGCAACAGGGCUUGACUUUCUCGCCAGGAAGAGCCUGUCUAGUAGUGAUGGGGAGAUGACGCUUGGGGAGACCAUGGAAGAGAUUCUGGAGGAGAGUGACUUCUGAUCCCUCUUUAGUGGAGUGCAGUUUGUUAUCGGUCAGUGGUGCAAAUUCAUGUGCUUAAGUUCACCAACUAAGUUGAGAAGAUGGGCAUGGAUUUAUUUUCACCCUUGCGAGUGAAUCCACAGAUCCCGGUAAUUCCUCUGAAAUGAACUGAUUUCACCACAAAAUUCACUGUUUUAAAUGAUGGUGUGAGCAGGACUGAAGGCCCAGCACAAGAGUUGGGUUGAUCGCUGAGUCUCUGCAAAUACUGAAGCUGCCAUGUGUAGUCCAUUGUGUGCACUGUACUUAAAGGUCCGAUGAUGAUAAGGUGAUGUAUUUCCUGUUGCAUUAUGACAGCGAGGAAUCGAUUUUAGGCAUAAACUCAUGGGUUAGUUUAGUUACGGAGAGAAAGGCAGUUUGAUUAUAUAGGAUGGGAUAGAUUACAUUAUUAAUUGGGCAUUUUGGGUACACCAACUAGUAGUAUGUGGUCACUACUGUGAGUGCAUUACUUUCCAGGAAGUAACAUUUUUCCAGCAGGAUUAAGUUCCCAUUCCAUCACAUUUUAAAUGGGAAUUUGGAUAAUUCUCUGGGAAUAUAAGAGGUUUCAGAGAAUUUGGCAAGUGGGUCAUUUUACAUGAAUUUACCGGUAUGUAUUUUACAACUUUACAUUGGAUCAGUCAAGAUAAAGGAGGUCAGUCAGAUAAAGGAGAGAAUAAAAUGUUUACUGAAGCUUUACCAAAGAAUCAGACUUAAAAAUGGAAAGUUGGGCAUUUUCCACUAUAAAUUCUUUCAUUAUUUCUUUUGCGAAAGGCCAGUCAUCUACAGUAUAUUUUUAUUCAAAGGCUAUAAACACUAAUCUUUGACGAGUGCUCUACAGUUACAGUAUAAACAUACAAUACAUUCUUCUUGCAGGCAUUUAAUGGUCACUUUGAAUAUCUAUACGUACAAUAAACCUCACAGUGAACAUCAUUCUAUACAAAUGCAACAACAGUGUUACGUGUUUUUCAUAGAUUUGUGUUUUAUUUACCAUGUAAAAUAUGACAUCUUACUAUGUCAGGCCAGUUAUAAAUAUCCAUAUGGCACAACAUCUGGAUUGAAAUGUGCAUAUAAAUACAAUGUAUUUGUUGUCUGAAAGUGAAUAAUGCAGAAUGCAAAGGCUCUGUGUGCAGUUUUAUAGCUUGUCAUGUUUUCUAUUCUUGUGAAGCUUAAAAUGUAUCAAAGGCAUUGUUGUACAGUCAAAACUAUCACAUGAUUUGUACAUGUACUCCCACAACAAUGUAUGUGCACAAAUAAAACAACAGAUUGUCUUCUUGUUAUGACCAAAAACCUCA